Molecule: messenger RNA, 2852 nt
Organism: Oldenlandia corymbosa var. corymbosa
Lineage: Eukaryota; Viridiplantae; Streptophyta; Magnoliopsida; Gentianales; Rubiaceae
Source: the annotation of a GenBank genome assembly
AUUGGCAUCAACCCGUGGCUUUGCCACAUAGACGCAGUCGAAGUCGGACUUUGUCUCUGGCUUAAAUACACAUUCACAGCAGAUCUCGAUUUAAUUUCAUCAGCCUCCUUUUGCUUCGCGAAAAAAUCUUCUCCGACGCCGAUUCAUCCCAAAUUCUCACGAGGCUGAUUUGGUUGGUUUCUUCACAGUAAGAUGGGGGGAGGAUUCAGGGUGCUUCAUCUUGUUAGACCGUUUCUAUCCUUCCUGCCAGAAGUCCAGAGUGCUGAUAGGAAAAUCCCAUUCAGAGAGAAGGUCAUCUAUACUGUGAUUUCUCUUUUCAUCUUUCUAGUCUGCAGUCAGCUACCAUUGUAUGGCAUACAUUCAACAACUGGUGCCGAUCCAUUUUAUUGGAUGCGUGUCAUUCUUGCCUCAAAUCGUGGGACUGUCAUGGAGCUUGGUAUCACUCCCAUUGUCACAUCUGGGCUAGUUAUGCAGCUUUUGGCUGGGUCAAAGAUCAUUGAAGUUGACAACAAUGUUCGUGAAGAUCGAGCCUUGCUGAAUGGUGCACAGAAGCUUUUGGGUAUCCUGAUUGCAGUUGGUGAAGCAGUUGCAUAUGUUCUCUCUGGGAUGUAUGGCAGUGUUGGACAACUUGGAGUUGGGAAUGCAAUCCUGAUUAUUCUUCAGCUCUGCUUUGCUGGCAUCAUAGUUAUUUGUCUUGAUGAGCUCCUUCAGAAAGGAUAUGGACUGGGUUCUGGAAUUUCACUUUUCAUUGCCACCAACAUCUGUGAAAACAUUAUAUGGAAGGCAUUUAGCCCAACCACAAUUAACAGUGGACGUGGGGCAGAAUUUGAAGGUGCAGUUAUUGCUUUGUUCCAUUUGCUAAUUACUCGGACAGAUAAGGUUCGUGCUCUCCGUGAAGCUUUCUAUCGGCAGAAUCUUCCAAAUGUGACAAACUUGCUAGCCACUGUCCUGGUCUUCCUUAUUGUCAUUUACUUCCAAGGGUUCCGUGUGGUCUUGCCUGUAAGAUCAAAGAAUGCCCGUGGGCAACAAGGCUCCUACCCGAUUAAGCUCUUUUAUACUUCGAACAUGCCCAUCAUUUUGCAAUCUGCUCUUGUGUCCAAUCUGUACUUCAUUUCUCAGUUGCUGCAUAGGAAGUACAGUGGAAACUUCCUUGUGAACCUAUUGGGUAAGUGGAAGGAAUCAGAAUAUUCUGGCCAAUCCAUACCUGUUGGUGGACUUGCUUAUUACAUUACUGCCCCAUCAAGGUAAAUUGUGGUACAUUGCAACUACAUUGAUGUCUGUUUUAUAACCUGUCUCCCCGUUGUCUAGUUUUGGUUUGUUCUGUCUGGAUUAUGUUUAGUUGACACUAUUGUUAAUGUUACAGCUUGGCAGAUAUGGCAGCUAAUCCAUUCCAUGCACUCUUUUAUAUCGUCUUCAUGCUGUCGGCAUGUGCACUGUUCUCGAAAACCUGGAUUGAAGUUUCUGGUUCGUCUGCCAGAGAUGUUGCCAAGCAACUUAAGGUAAUUGCUGCUGCUUAAACAGAAUAGCACUAAAACAUCAUAGAUGAGUCAUUGAGCUCCUAAUUAAAUUGGUAUCAGUUUGACGUAUUGCUGCCUAGUUAUUCCGCUACCUACCUGUAUUAUGUGAAGUGUUCUGCUAAGUGGUAAGGAACAUUUUAUUGGAAAAUACCCUUGAUGAUGGUGUUUCUCAUAUUUGCACCUAAUUUUACUUUCAGGAACAACAAAUGGUCAUGCCUGGCCAUCGGGAGUCAAAUCUACAGAAAGAGCUGAACCGCUACAUUCCAACUGCUGCUGCUUUUGGUGGUAUGUGUAUCGGGGCACUCACUGUCUUGGCUGACUUUAUGGGAGCGAUUGGUUCAGGGACUGGAAUUUUGCUCGCCGUGACAAUCAUAUACCAAUACUUUGAGACAUUUGAGAAGGAGAAAGCUAGUGAACUUGGUUUCUUCGGCAUGUAAGCUGUGAACAAAUCGAGUGACUUGCUGGUGUAGUGUGUGUUAGCCUGGUUAAUUUAUCAGCGAAGAGGUAAUGUAGGUCUUGCCCAACACCAGAAGCUUGCAAACCUGAGAACAUAGGUAGCUUUUUCUCUAUGGGAAGGAUACUUUGUAGUGGGAUGACCAAUCUGGGAAUUUUUGUUUUACAAAUGUAAGUUGUAGUGUUAAAAAGGAUUCUUAAGAAAUAGAUUCUACUUGAGGUCUCAUUUUCAGAAGACUGAGUUCCGGUUAACUGUGUUAUUAUUACCUGGUACCCAUUAAUGUUUAGUGCAUUACUGCUUUUCACUUUCUUUCUCUGCGCUGCAACCAUCGGACAAUGCUUCAAUUGAAAUUCUUGAUCAGGCUUCUUGCACACAUAAAACUGUUCUUUGUUAGAAUUUUCCUUUUUGAUGAAUUUUCUAGGUGGGCAUUAUUCUGACGAUUGUAACCGCAAACAGCUGGAUGUUUAACAUGGUUUUUAAACCGAGCCUUAAAUGUUUUUUGGUAAGCCCUUGAGCCAGAAUUGGAUUACCUGCUAUUGGAAACUUCUUACGAUUUACAAAGUACGUUCUGCAUAAUAAUGUUUCCCGAGUUAUAUCCGAUUUUUUUUCACCCUUUUUUGUUGUUGUCUGGAGACAAAAGGAAACCCGCCUCUAGGAGAUUAGGACGACUUUGGUCUCACUUGAGUAUAAUUGCAUCGUUAUUAAAGCUCGCCAUGGAGGACGAGGAAUUCUGGAAUAGAUAAUUAAUUGUGAUAAAAAUAAAGAUCCUCGAACAAACGCCGGAAUAAUGGCGAUAAGAUUUUGGUUGUAAAAUUUGAAUUAUAGGAACAAAAUCUAAAGGUGUGUUAUCAACAUCCUCGAGACACCAAAUUUAGUGAACU